UACUCUAUAAAUAUCUCCAGAUAAUGAUGAAAAUACAUAAGGAAGAAUAAUAUAAAUAGGAACAAAUCUAUUUUUAUUUGAUAAAAUAUUUCACUCAACUAAAUCUAUUUAACAUUUGAAUUUAAGAUUGUCUGCUGAUUUAAAAAAAGAAACGUUUUGUCCUACUUCAUAUUAGAUAAUAAAUUAAUAAGAUUUGUAAACUAUACUUAAUCAUAAGGAUAAGUUAAAAAUAUUUAAUGAAUAUCUGCAAAUAAAAAUAGCUGAUGGGGAAAAACUUAUUGUUUGCACAAACACCAAGCUGACUGCAGUGAUUUCAAAUGGUGGAGAAAAUUCUGAUUGGGAAUUUUAAUGUGCAUAAUUAGAUUCUAGUAUAAAUGGAAAUAUAAACGCUGUGAACACUUAUUGGGAAAAAAAACCUAUGAUAACUUUUUGCAAAAAGGUAGACUCUACAAAUGUUAAUGUUGAGUUGUCAGGAUAUAAUGGAUAUGAUUUUAUUGAAGGAUAAAAAUAUAAAUUAAACAUUAUAAAUAAAUAAAAUGUGAUAAAAUAUUAUUCUGAAGAUUCUUAAGGGAAUUAAUAUACUACCUAAAAUAUUGAAUAUACAGCAAAUAAAACACAUUAAUACGGUUGCUCUUAUAUAAAAUUGAAAGUUUUACUAUUUGGAAAUUUCAUAAGUAAUCGAUGUGUAGUUUUUUGGAUGAGUCCUAAAUAUGGAUCUAAUUAAGAUACUAAAUUGACUUAUGGUUAAAUAAUAAAAGUAAGAUUGAAUGGUAUUUAAUCUACUUUUAAUAGAGGCUUACAUUUUAGUCCUAGUUGUUUUUCAUUAAGUCCUUUAUUGAAUGAAAAUGCUUCUUGGGCUUUCUAUUAAGAUAAUGCAAGUAAAAACCUAAUAGUUUAGAAAAUUAAUGCUGAUGGAACUUUAAAUGGAAGUAGUAUUAAUAUAAAUUAAUAAGGAUAACCUAUGGAUAUUACAUCUCUACCUAAUGGAGGAUUUGCUAUUUUGGCUAAAAAUGGAGAUAAGUGCUGGAUAGCCUCUUAUGAUAAUAAUGGAACAUAAGCAUGGAAUAUAAUUCUUCAUGAUAAUGGAGACAAUCCGACAGUUGUAAGAUAGUAGAUUAGUUUUUUGAAUGCAUAAGGAUAAUAACCUUUUGGAAUGGAAAAUAUGUAUAAACCUUAUAAUGGUAAACUAUUAUAUGCUAGAGGAAGAUUAUUUAUUGCUUGGGCCUAUUAUAAUCAUUUCGGUAUGGACAGUAAAGGAGCUAGAAAUGAUCAUACGGGUUCUACAAUGUUUUCUAUGGAUUAUAUUACAAGCAAUUAGAGAUUACUUUAUUUUUCAUUCAAUCCUACUCAUUCUUUAAAUUAAGAGCUUUAUUAUGAUGGUAGGUUUGUUUAUUUUGGAUCUUUAGGUGACGCUUAUCCUUAGAAUGUUAAAAUAAAGUUAUGUGAGACUUAUGCUGCAUAAUGUUAUGAAUUUUAAGAUAAAAUAGACUUAGUUAAUGAUAAUGAAAUGCCUUCUAACGGAAGUGGAAAAGCAGGAGGAAGAUUUGGAGGAAUUACUAAAAAAAUCGGAAUUAAUUAAAAAUAGGUACUUUACUAAAGGAAAGAAUAAAAAACGAAUUCUGAUUUCUUACCUAAAUUAAUUAACCAUGUAAAUGAAGUAUCCUUAUAAUUAAUUGAACCUUAAAUUAUUGAUAAAAAAUUUAGUUUGAAUAAAGUAAGUAGAGUUUAAUUAUUAACAGGAGAUUUAGGAAAAAGAGCAAAUGUUAUUAAAAGUGUUAAUUAUGGAAAAAAUAUUCUUAUUUUAUUUAAUUUAGUAGAUUAAGCUGGUGAUAUAAAUACUUUUAAUAAGGAUUUCACUUAAGAUAAUGAUGAAUGCUAUAUAAUGCUAGUUAAUUCAAAUGAUGGCUCUAAAAUACUUGAAGAAACUAAAAUACCUGAUAGUAUUUCAGCUAAUGAUUUAAUGAGAGUCCUUUAAGAUGGAAGAGUUGUUUAUACUUAAGUUAAUAAAGAUAAUUCUGUUGAUUAUUUCUAUACUCCUAUUCCUCCACCAAAUAUUUAUCCUGAUGUUAUAGUAUAAAACGAUCCUAUUUAUGGAUAUGGUGCUACGUUAUUAAAAGGAUAAACAUAACCUGUGGCAAUAACUGUCGAUAAUGAUACAACUUAAAAACCUUCGAGUGGUUUAAUAUAAAUUGUGCAUUUUGGAUUAUUCUUUUUAAUUGGUUUGCUUUGUUUUGAAUUUUGAAUUUUUGUAAAAUCAUAAUUAUUUUUUAAAU
This is a messenger RNA of Ichthyophthirius multifiliis, 2273 nucleotides long. RefSeq lists its product as hypothetical. The annotation marks the transcript as partial. The transcript has a single exon. NCBI's taxonomy places the organism in Eukaryota, Ciliophora, Oligohymenophorea, Hymenostomatida. The record is from RefSeq and is a predicted model, not a curated record.